CUUAGCCCAUCGGGCUUUCGAAUUGUGGAAAGAGGACGAUGAGAUUCUAUCAUGUUAGCGCCAAAAGCACAAGUUCCCGCCAUUUUCAACACUUCCAUCCCCCAUUUUCUCCUCCUCCAUCCCUCGAAACUUCAGAUCUGGAGAGUGACAGUACAGUGACUUGUCUAUCGAGCAGCAAAUCGACUGAGAAAAGCAAAAAUGUCCGACGAGCAGCCAGCUGAGGCCGGUAGGCGCAGGACGCGCGGCGCCGCCGCGACUGCACGCGCCGAAAAACUCAAGCUCCUAAAGGAGCUCCGUCGCGGCGGCCGACGAGAAAUGGAAGCCGGAGGCUACCAGAUCAAGAUGGAGGAGCCGAUUUACGACACUGUGGAAGAUGACGAGUACGAAGCUUUGGUAGCCAAGCGCCGGGAAGAGGUCAAGGGUUUUAUCGUGGAUGACAACGGCUUAGGCUACGGGGAUGAAGGGCAGGAAGAGGACUGGUCGAUUGCCGGGCGCUCAUUGUCCUCUGAUGAUUCCGAGGAAGAAACCGAGAGGCCAAAAAAGAAGAAAAGCAACUGCAAUUCGGAGAAGAAGGAGAAAGAAGCCGUGAAAAAACCGUCUGCUCUGGCUUCGGCGGCCGCCUUGAUGGGUAAGCAAAGGAUUUCGAAUAUGUUCACCUCGUCUGUGUUUAAGAACGAUAAGAAGAAUUUGUCGUGUGAUAGUAUUGUUGAUGAUGUGAUUGCCGAAUUUGCCCCUGACGAGAAUGAUAGGGAGAAGAGGAGAAGGGCCAAUUUGAGCAAUUUCAGUGUGAAUAAGAUGAACAAUGUCCCAGCAGCUAAUUUGGGUGCUUUGUCUGUGAAAAUUGAGAAGCCAUUUGCGAGUAGUGUUAAUGCUGAUGACAGGAAUGAAUUUAAUGAGAGCAUCUAUAACUAUGGUGAUGUAAAUGGUGACCCACAGAAAGGCUGUUUAGAAAUAGUUGAAGAUGUGAAAAGCAACACAAAUAUUCUGCCUCUCACUGAAGAUAAUUCAUCCACCUUAUUACAGAAUAUGGAAAUCAUGGAGAAGAGUGAAGAUAGAGAAAUUGUUAAUAAAGAAAGCUCACUAGAUAUAGCUGAAGCCAAGGGGUUAGAGAAGAAAAUAUUUACGCUCAAUGCAAAAAUUGAAGACUCUAAAGACCCAACUCUUAGUGCAACUGCACGGUGGCAAAACGUAAUUGCGGACUGUAAUGCGUCGGGGCCUGGGCUGAAUCAGAGCACAAGUAGUGAGGAGAACUUGGAUUUUGAUGUGGAGUCAGAUGGAUCCCUGCCAUUCUACAUACUUGAUGCCUACGAGGAAAUUUAUGGUGCUAAUGCUGGGAAUCUAUAUCUCUUUGGAAAGGUCAAAUCAGGAGGUACCUACCACAGCUGCUGUGUGGUUGUAAAAAACAUGCAGAGAUGCGUGUAUGCAAUCCCAACUGUUUCUUUUCUGCACAAUGACACUAUUCAAGAGCUUGAAAAAAAGAUUGAAGAGUCUAGAAUGGCACUCAUGGCUGCUAAAGACCAACUUGUAAAGCAAGGGAGAGAUGUUCAAAAGUCCCGAACGCCAUCCACAGACCUUAAAGAUAUGGUUGAUAAGCUACAGAAAGAUGUUGAAGAGUCUCAAACUGUUCUGCGAAACCAACUUCACGAGCUGGCAUCAGACAUGAAGACUGAAAUAGCAAAGGAGCUACUAGAAAGGAAUGUUUCUAGUUUCAGCAUGGCUCCUGUUAAGAGAAAUUAUGCAUUUGAGAGAUCAGAUAUACCUCACGGGGAAAAUUAUGUCCUCAAGAUCAACUAUCCAUUUAAGGACCAAUCGCUUCCAUUAGAUCUCAAGGGAAAUAACUUCUGUGCUUUGCUUGGAACUCAUAGCAGCUGCUUGGAGCUUUUCUUGAUUAAAAGAAAAAUUAAGGGACCAUCAUGGUUAUUAAUCUCAAAGUUCUCGACCUGUGCAGCUGCUCAGCGUGUGAGCUGGUGUAAAUUUGAGGUCACAGUAGAUUUCACAAAGGAUAUUCAAGUCGCAACUUCAUCAAAAAAGUUCUUGGAAAUUCCUCCUGUUGUAGUUGCAGCAAUAAAUUUGAAAACUAUCAUCAACGGGAAACAGAAUGUCAAUGAAAUUGUUGCUGCAUCUGUUAUUUGCUGCCACAAGGCUAAGAUUGAUUAUCCCAUGGGGGCUUCAGAAUGGACCCGUCCUGGUAUGCUUAGUCAUUUCACUGUUGUGCGUAAACUUGAAGGUGGCAUAUUUCCUAUGAGUUUUGCGAAGGAGGCAGCUGCGAAAAAUGCUAAGGCUGGCUCAAAUGUUAUUUGCUAUGAAAGCAGGCAAGUCUUAUUUGAAAGAGCUUUGUUAAAUCGUUUGAUGAUUGAGAUUCACAAAUUGGAUAGUGACGUUCUGGUUGGGCACAAUAUAUCCGGGUUUGACCUGGAUGUCCUUCUUCACAGAGUCCAGGCUUCCCGCGUGCCUAGCAGUAUGUGGUCAAAAAUAGGCCGCCUCAAGCGCUCUGUGAUGCCCAAACUUAGCAAAGGAAGCUCAGUAUUUGGUUCAGGAGCGAGUCCCGGAAUCAUGUCUUGCAUUGCUGGCCGUCUCUUAUGUGAUACUUACAUUUGUUCGCGUGACCUACUCAAGGAGGUUAGCUAUUCCUUGACACAACUAGCAAAGACACAGCUGAAUAAAGACCGUAAGGAGAUAACUCCUCACGAUAUUCCCCAGAUGUUCCAAACUUCUGAGUCGCUACUGGAACUUAUCGAGUAUGGUGAAACAGACGCAUGGUUGUCUAUGGAACUUAUGUUCCACCUGAGUGUCCUCCCACUCACUCGUCAACUGACUAAUAUUAGUGGCAAUCUUUGGCAUAAAACUCUUCAGGGUGCUAGGGCACAAAGAGUGGAAUACUUCCUGCUACAUGCAUUCCAUGCCAAGAAGUUUAUUGUCCCAGACAAGUUUUCUUCUCAGUCCAAGGAGACAAGGACAGCAAAACGGAAAAUUAGUGGUGGUGCAGAGAGCAAAGAGAUUGAUCAAGAAGAUACAACUUUUGAUGAUGAGGCUCCUGAAAAUAAUCGUGGGAAAACAAAAAAAGGACCUUCCUAUUUGGGUGGUUUAGUGCUGGAGCCAAAAAAAGGACUAUAUGAUAAGUAUAUAUUACUUUUGGAUUUCAACAGUCUGUACCCUUCCAUUAUUCAGGAAUAUAAUAUCUGUUUUACUACUGUGGAAAGACCUGCCGAUGGAUCACCUCCCAAUUUACCAUCCAGUAAAAGGACUGGGGUUUUACCGGAGUUACUUAAGCAUUUGGUGGAGAGAAGAAGAAUGGUAAAGGGAUGGUUAAAAACAGCUUCAGGUCUCAAAGCUCAGCAGUUUGAGAUACAGCAACAAGCGCUAAAGCUGACAGCAAAUAGCAUGUACGGAUGCCUGGGGUUCUCUAACUCGAGAUUCUAUGCAAAGCCCCUUGCAGAACUUAUAACAUUACAAGGAAGGGAAAUUUUGCAGAGCACUGUGGAUCUUGUUCAAAAUAAUCUAAACUUGGAGGUUAUUUAUGGCGACACCGAUUCGAUAAUGAUAUAUAGUGGACUUGAUGAUAUUGAAAAAGCUAAAUCAAUUGCAGGGAAGGUCAUUCAGGAGGUUAAUAAGAAGUAUAGGUGUCUGGAGAUUGAUCUCGAUGGCUUGUACAAGAGAAUGUUGUUGCUCAAGAAAAAGAAAUAUGCAGCUGUCAAAAUGCAUUCUAAGGAUGGUACAUCAUAUGAGGUUAUCGAGCGGAAAGGUCUUGAUAUGGUCCGCCGUGAUUGGAGUUUACUGUCAAAGGAAUUGGGAGAUUUCUGCCUCAGUCAAAUUUUAUCUGGGGGGUCCUGUGAGGAUGUUGUUGAAGUAAUACACAAUUCUCUAACAAAGGUACAAGAGGAAAUGAGGAACGGGCAAGUACCGCUGGAAAAAUAUGUCAUCACAAAGACAUUAACAAAACCACCGGAAGCAUACCCUGAUGCUAGAAAUCAGCCUCAUGUAGAGGUAGCGCUUAGACUGAAAAAAAGCGGUUAUGUGACUGGUUGUACUGCUGGAGACACUGUGCCUUACAUCAUCUGCUGUGAGCAGGGGAAAGGCUCUACAUCCUCUGCUGGAAUUGCCCAGAGAGCGAGACAUCCUGAUGAACUGAAAAAGAACAAUGAAAACUGGAUUGUCGACAUUGACUAUUACCUUGCACAGCAGAUUCAUCCCGUCAUAUCACGUCUAUGUGCAUCAAUUCAGGGUACAAGUCCAGCACGUUUGGCUGAUUGUUUGGGGCUCGACUCAUCAAAGUUCCAGAGUAAAUCAAGUGAUUCUAUCAGCAACGAUCCAUCAAGUUUGUUGUCAUUUGCAUUGGAUGAUGAGGAGAGGUAUCGAGGUUGUGAGCCUUUGGUUCUCUCCUGCCCGAGUUGCUCUGGAACUUUCGAGUGCUCGCCCAUAUUUAGCUCAGUGUAUGCAUUGAUCAAUACAAAGCCAACAGACGAGCAACCAGCCAAUAAUUUUUGGCACAAUUUGCGGUGUCCGAAUUGUCCAGCUGAAAUAGACGGCGGGAGAAUAUCUCCUGCUAUUAUUGCUAACCAGGUAAAAAGACAAGCCGAAGGAUUCAUGGCAACAUACUACAAGGGAGUGAUGAUGUGUGACGACGAAACAUGCAAUUACACUACACGUAGCGUGAAUCUUCGUGUGCUUGGUGAUUCUACUAGAGGAACCACUUGUCCCAAUUACCCACGUUGUAAUGGACACCUCAUAAGACAGUACACGGAAGCAGAUCUGUACAGGCAGCUAUCGUAUUUCUGCUACACUCUAGACACCUUGCGCUGCAUUGAGAAGGUUGAGGGUGAUAAAAGGUUGCCUCUGCAAAAGGAGUUGUCUAAAAUCAGGCCACUGGUCAAACUAGCAGCAUCAACAAUACAGAAAAUUCGCGACAGAAGUGCUUAUGGGUGGGUUCAGCUGAAAGAUUUGAUUGUGUUGGUUUAACUUUGAGAUCAAUUUAAGAGCACUGUUCUAAAAUUGUAUAGUAAACAGACUGAUAUUUAUUUUAUACUACCAUGUAAACUUGGUGCCCAUGUAUCUUCAUGAGCACAGUUAACAAAUAUUUGCAUUAUAUUUUUUUUUUGUAAGUAGUCUAUGAUUAGGCUCGUUUCUUCAUUUUCGCCUGAAUAAGGGUUGUUAUUGAUCACCACAUAGAUGAAUUUAAGGAAAGGUAGAGUUACAACUUACAACUAUCCCUGUUAUAAGAAAACAAACAAGAUUUUAACAAGUGCUAUUCUGGAGUAAAG
Messenger RNA from Striga asiatica, 5258 nucleotides. The record is from the annotation of a GenBank genome assembly. NCBI's taxonomy places the organism in Eukaryota, Viridiplantae, Streptophyta, Magnoliopsida, Lamiales, Orobanchaceae.